Molecule: messenger RNA, 7284 nt
Organism: Siniperca chuatsi (mandarin fish)
Lineage: Eukaryota; Metazoa; Chordata; Actinopteri; Centrarchiformes; Sinipercidae
Gene: prkcaa
Product: protein kinase C, alpha, a
Exons: 17
Coding region: 191-2203 (670 amino acids)
Biological process (GO): protein phosphorylation
Molecular function (GO): diacylglycerol-dependent serine/threonine kinase activity; zinc ion binding; ATP binding
Source: RefSeq, a predicted model, not a curated record
GUGGAGCAGCCCAGUGGUAUCGACAGGCAGGGAAAGCCCUCAGACAGUAAGUACAGUGUCUCCGGUGAAGACCGCCGCUCCGCACUCUGCUGGCUCUACACUGAGGGCUGCGCCUCUAAACGGACUGAAAAACACUCCAAGACAGCAAGUCUGAGCUGUAGCACUGAUUCGUUUUUUUUUUUAGGGGGAGAUGGCUGAUGUAAGUUCAAACGACUCGUCUACCGCGGACGUAGCGAAUAGGUUUGCUCGCAAAGGUGCUUUGAGGCAAAAAAACGUCCACGAAGUCAAGAACCAUAAAUUCAUAGCCCGGUUCUUCAAGCAGCCGACUUUCUGCAGCCACUGCACCGACUUUAUCUGGGGGUUUGGAAAACAAGGAUUCCAGUGCCAAGUUUGCUGUUUUGUGGUCCACAAGAGGUGCCAUGAGCUUGUCACGUUCUGCUGCCCAGGGGCAGAUAAGGGGCCCGACACAGAUGAUCCCAGAACGAAGCACAAAUUUAAGAUCCACACCUAUGGGAGCCCCACCUUCUGUGACCACUGUGGCUCUCUGCUGUAUGGCCUCAUCCACCAGGGCAUGAAGUGCGACUCCUGCGAUAUGAAUGUCCAUAACCAGUGUGUUAUGAACGUGCCCAGCCUGUGUGGAACUGAUUACACCGAAAGGAGGGGGCGUGUUUUCCUAAAGUGUGAGGUCACCGGGGAUAAGCUGCAGGUCACAGUGGGUGAAGGCAAAAACCUGAUCCCCAUGGACCCCAACGGCCUGUCUGAUCCAUAUGUCAAGCUCAAGCUCAUUCCAGACCCCAAAAAUGAGACCAAGCAGAAGACCAAAACCAUCCGCUCCAACCUCAACCCCAAAUGGAACGAAACCUUUAAUUUCAAGCUGAAGCCUACAGAUAAGGACCGCAGGCUGUCAGUGGAGGUGUGGGACUGGGACCGGACCACUAGGAAUGACUUCAUGGGGGCCCUUUCCUUCGGCGUAUCAGAGCUCAUCAAGGCUCCAGUCUGUGGCUGGUAUAAGUUAUUGUGUCAGGAGGAGGGCGAGUACUACAAUGUUCCCAUCUCAGAGGAGGAUGACGGGAAUGAGGAACUGAGGCAGAAGUUUGAGAUAGCCAAGCUAGGCCCAGGGAAGAAGGUCAACGAGCUAGACGGCAGCCACUCCAGCCAGCUGCCUUCCAACAGCCUGGACCAGGUUAAACUCUGCGACUUCUCCUUCCUUGCUGUUCUGGGGAAGGGCAGCUUUGGCAAGGUCAUGCUGGCAGAGAUGAAGGCCACUCAAGAGCUGUACGCAAUAAAGAUCCUGAAGAAGGACGUGGUGAUCCAGGACGAUGACGUGGAAUGUACCAUGGUGGAGAAGAGAGUCCUGGCCCAACAGGACAAGCCGCCCUUCCUCACACAUCUCCACUCGUGCUUCCAGACUGUGGACCGUCUGUACUUUGUCAUGGAGUAUGUGAAUGGGGGAGACCUCAUGUACCAUAUCCAACAAGUGGGCAAGUUCAAGGAACCUCAGGCAGUGUUCUAUGCAGCAGAGAUCGCUGUUGGUCUCUUCUUCCUGCACAUUAAAGGAAUCAUCUACAGGGAUCUGAAGUUGGACAAUGUGAUGCUGGACGCUGAGGGACACAUAAAGAUUGCUGACUUUGGCAUGUGUAAAGAGAACAUGACAGAAGGAGUGACCACACGCACCUUCUGUGGCACUCCAGACUACAUAGCCCCAGAGAUCAUUGCAUAUCAGCCAUAUGGAGGCUCUGUAGACUGGUGGGCAUAUGGCGUUCUGCUCUACGAAAUGCUUGCAGGACAGCCUCCAUUUGAUGGCGAGGAUGAAGAUGAGCUGUUCCAGUCCAUUAUGGAGCACAACGUGUCCUACCCCAAGUCCAUGUCCAAAGAAGCUGUCUCCAUCUGCAAAGGGCUGAUGACCAAGCACCCAUCCAAGCGCCUGGGCUGCGGCUCUGAGGGAGAGAGGGACAUCAGAGAGCACGCCUUCUUCAGACGCAUCGACUGGGAACGCCUCCAGAACAGGGAGAUACAGCCGCCCUUCAAGCCCAAAGUGUGUGGCAAAGGAGCAGAGAACUUUGACAAGUUUUUCACGCGCACCCAGCCCCAGCUCACACCACCAGAUGAGCUGGUUAUCGCCAACAUCGACCAGGCCGAGUUUGCAGGGUUCUCUUUCAUCAACCCACAGUUUGUACACCCGUCACUCAGUAACAGCAUAUGAGAAGGAUGGGGAAACCUCGCUGAAGAACCUCCCUGCUCACUGCCACCUACUUAAACCAACUGCCAACCUACCAUCUGACCACAACUUGAUCAAUGCCCACUAUAACCCUUUAUGUAAGCAGCAUUCUAGGGCAUACAUAUUUGUUCUGUACAAUAUAUUUGCUAGUAUAGAUUAUAUAUAUUAGAUUGGCUCUUGGCCAUCACAAGAAAUAAUUUCCUUUAGUUUAACGAUGAGCAUGUACUGUAGACAAGGAUGCCCUUCCUUACUGCUGCAAUCUGUAAUGAAGGUUUACCAUAGCUGGAGGCACUGAGACAGAAGGUGUGUCAGGCUUUAUUUAUCUACAGUAUGCCAGUAUAUGAUGAAAUUGAGAGAAUAAAUGAAUCUAUGCCUGUAAAUGAUAUAAGCAAGAGAAUAUUAAAGGAGCAUUUAAGGCAUGGAUUAACUAAUUGUGGAAAAGAUGCCUGUGGACCUUUUCAUGCUUACAAAUCUCAAUGGAUGUAGUUGGUGGGUUACAAUUUGUUUCUAUAUGGAUAACGAUCACAAUAUAGAUAUUAUGUGAUGACCUAAAAAACACUCAUCACAUAUAAAGCAGUGUAGAAACUAUAGCCAAAUAUGAAGGACAGGUGGUGCAGGCGUUGAAACAGCACCUUGUGAUUCAAUGUUUCCUGUAUCAUGUUUACAGUUUUUCUUCCCCUUUCGAUUUCAUGGUGAUGGUGUAAAAUUCUAUUUUAGUAAAAUUUGAUUCUUGCCAGUCUCAACUUCCAGUGUGCGUAGCAAAUCAACUGAAGAAUGAACAGUUAUGUUGUUAAAUAAUAUGCAGCCCUUUAAAAACUCAUGAGACACAUGAAAGUGCGUCAGGGUUGUUUCCAGUUUGUCAAAACUUAACUUAACUGUUAUCACACAAUUUUCUCAUUUACACACCUAUUUUCAAGCCCUUACUUGAGCUGCAGAUUGUGCACUUCCCCUGUCAAUAAUUUUUUGGACUCUAUGUGGACACACAGUAAAUAGCAAUCAAUCUAGUAUGUGGGCAGUGGCAGAACAUUCUUAGGAAAAAAUCUAACCUAAAAUGUUUACAGUUUGUUGAGUUUUAACACUAGUCAGUGUUAACCACUGUCUCUGUCCCACGCUAUGCCCACAACUACAAAGUCUCCCAUUGGUCAUAAAUGUCUUCACAGAAACAGUGAAGGCAUUUUGAUAAACUGUUUUUAGAAUAUAACAUUAUGUCAUUCUGUAUUAACCAUGCAAUGUUAUAUUGCAUACAGUAUCAUGCCCCCAAGCGUUGACAAAACAUAUUUGUUAGGUUUCCUGGAUAAAAAAUUACAAAUCAAAAGGAGCCUUUCUUCUGACAAUGCUUUGUUGUCCUUCAUUAGGAGUAUGGCAACACGAUUAUAAUUAGUUAAAUCAUUAUUUGGCAUCCCUUUUUGUUUCUUUAAUGUCUUUAAAAAAAUAUUUGUUUUUACUCUCCUAUUCUUUUGUGAUUUCAUACAUAUUUUUCCAUUAGAUCUGAUUAAUAUUUUCUUGUAUCUAAUAUCAGUGCAUAACUCCUCUGUAAAUAAUCAUGAGUUAUUUAAAAAGAGUAUAGCAAGUAAAAUUUUUAUACCAACACCUGAAUGUGCUUUUAUUACAUUAAUUAUAUAAACCAAUAUUUGUAUGUGUAAAAGAUUAAACAACCAAGAAAGUAACCCAGUACAGAUCAACUUUGUAACAGCUGGAUAUCUUUAAUAGAGUGUCCAGAUUUAGCAAGUUGUGAAUAUAUAUCUGUUUUACUUGUUUUGGCAGAUUUAUCAAAUCUUUUUUCUUUUUUCUUUAUUCAUAUUCAAUGAUUUUGACAGCAAAUUGUGCGUUGAUUGGAUGCGUGUCUGGCUGUUGACUGUCCGACUGUAUCUGCAUGCUAUUGGUAGGCAUCAAUCAUGCACCUCAUCCGCUAAAUGCUGCAUGCUACUAAUUAUAACACCCCUAAGAGUUACAACCUCAAAGUAAUACCCCACUCAAAAUCUAACUUUACAGCUAAGAGUCACCCCUUGUAGUCUUUAAAGUUUGUACCUGUUUCCUUUUUGAAGAAUAAUGGCCAUGGUUAGCUUAAAUCCAUGUUGACUACAAUGGAUUCCAAUAGUGACAAAAAAGUGUCAAAAUGUCCAUAAAAAUGUCUCAAACCACUCACUUGCUUGCAGGUCUGGUCUGAGUCUAUGGGAGGUGAAUGUUUGCUAUUCAAAACAUAGAUUCAGGGUGGAGUAUCACUGUAAGCGUGGAUCUAGAUUGGUCAAAUUAAAGGUGGCCAUUACACACCACAGUCCGGUACCCUAAGAGUGCUGAUCUUAGACCAGCUAGACUCUCUAAGAUAAUUGCAGGGUACUAUACUGCACACAAAGUCAAGCUUCAAUGACAAAGUCUUGCAACAGUAAUAAAACAUCGAAGUCCUAAUGCUCAGGCAGAUUUGUAAACAAUACAUUAAAGGAACAGUGAGGAACGACAGUGAUUUAGCCUAAAGAAGAUCACUAAAGAACAUAGAAUAGACAUUUAUUACAGUUUAUAAAUUUAAAUAGAUACUAAUACUAAAAGACUUUCCUGAGACAUAGUCCCUGGUUCUAGAUCAGUGCUCAUUUCUGUAGAAGCUUGAUAUAUACAUAUACAUUAUGGCCCCUGGUUCCUUUUUCCUUUACCUAUUUAGGGUGAUGUGGAACACUGAAUCCAGACCCGCGGUGAGUUGUGACUCAGAAGCACUGCUCAUUGCUAGACCAGUAGGACCACUCGCUCUCUAGUGUCUCAUGAAUGGGGUUUAUGUUAUAAUCUUAAUGUCGUGUUAUUGUCACUUUGUAAAAUUGUUGUUUAUUUUGUUGUUGUUUUUUUGCUUUUGCUGUUGUCAGUUGUUGUCAAUGUUUUCAGUUUUAUUUCUCUAGCUUCUGCUCAAGAAAUUCAGGAAUGUUUCAAAGGAUAUAUCACAUUUGAAAACUCGUAUUUGACUGAUAUAGAUAGGAACUAAUGAAACGUUUGUGAUACUUUCUCUAUGUUUACUUGUGCUCGCCUAACGUGUUUCCUAUAGUAUAUAACCUUUUGCAUGUGCCAAACCUGGAAAAGUCAGAACCCGACAAUAGCAGCGUUGCACUAGCUGUAGUCACAUGGAUGACUCUCCGUGGCAACUUCUCCCUGGGCAGCCUGAGACCUUCCUAAAGCCACACCUGCUGUUCACUCUGCUGGCCACAUAACAUAUACAGUAGCAUGCAGCCAUGAGUAUACCAGUGCAAACUUUACAAUGCCAGUCAGUUUGAUAGAUGACUCACCAUAUACGGUACUAGAUUUUCCUGCCUGUCCAGCCUUGGGCAGUAUUGUGUCUGAAAAACAUUUAAACUUGUGGAGCUUUUGAUUUAACAUCAGUGAAUUUCACAGAAGUAAGAGAAAAUAUUUCUUGUACAUACUCAGUUUACUCGUCAACAGUCUUGCCCUUGUGUGAGCCUAACUUGCGCCUCUGUGUGUGCUGAUUUUAUUGUCUAGAUUCAUCCCUUUAAUAGAAUCUCUUAUGACUUGCUUCCCAAUCUUCUUUCUUUGUAGAAAAAUUUUCAAAAUGUCAAGUCACAGUCCAUGUGGGCAUGAAAAAAAGAUUACUUACUCUCCUCUUGUGUGCCUUUCCCAACUUGAACAGAUAUAUUGUACAUCUUCUUCUUAAUCUUCAUUCGUCCUUGCUCUGAUCUAAACUCUCUACUCCAUUUUUACUCCAUAUGUUUACUCCAUUUACUGUAUUUUUAAUCCAUUGUCAAAGUAGCUUAGUUAAGUUAAUUUACUCAGUUUUUACUUCAUUUUACGCCAUGUUAGUGUUACAGCACAUCUCACAAAUGAAUGAAUGUGAAUAAAAGUAAAAAGAAAAAACUCUGUACGCUUUUUUCACAUAAAUGGUCCAUCAUCUGGUCUGUAAAUCAGAAUUUUAAAUCAUUUUGUUGACUGACGCCUAUAACCUUUACAGUCAUAAAACUACAACUUGACUCAACCUCCUGUGUCGGCUUGCUUUACCUUUACCUCCCUGUGCCUAUUAAUGACUGAAUUAUGUAGUGGGUUAAUUAAUAUACGUAUUGACAAUAUGAGAGGAUGGUAUUCGGGGAGUGAAGGACCAAUGAACAGGUUAUUGAUGGGGUUAAGUUAAAUGAAUGAAAGGAUAGAUGAUGAUGGCUUGUUUGAAGGACAAUCCCUGUGCCUCGUCACAUUGAACCAUCCCUCCCUCGUCGUCUCUUAUACAUGCUCUUUCACUCUACCUGUUCCUCCUUCCUCAGUGCCUGGGCCAAGUUAAUCCAUCAUCUUAUCGACAGUGUCCACCUCCUUUCACCCUUUAAAUCCCAUCAGGUCAGGAAAGCAGUUGAUUUUUCUUGUGCAAUUCACUCAACACAGUUGGCAUCAGUUCCACCCUUUCCUCCUCUCUACUGGUCCCCCCUAAUGCACCAUGGGAAAGGAGUUAGCCGAAUGUAUUUGGUGUUUUGCUUGUUUACAUUCUAUUUGAUGUCCUUACCUUUUUGUUUUUCAUUUAAUUGAUUAGGAUGACCAGAAAAUAAUAAAGUAACUUUCUGAGGUAAAGAUUUUAUCUUAAAUGUAAGGUUCUGAGAGAGAGGUCUGUUCCGAUUUUUUUUUUCCAUUUGACAUUUCUUACAAUACUCCUUUCAGGUACCUAUUUGCUUUAGAUAAAUCUUGUUAAAUGUCUUUCUUCUUUGUAGUUAGUCAUUACUCUCCGCUGUGUCCUGUUCUCUAUGAAAUGAGAGAGUUGAAGUGAGCUGCCAUCUUUUUGGCCGUACAGAGCACAUGAUCAAUAAUGUGCAGGAAUGCCUUAUUCCUUAACCCAUACCAUAACAUGGUCUCUAACUCUCCUCUCUUUGUUCAUUUAUAAUAUCAGCACCCCUGUCCUUGUAUAUAAAUGACUUACAGUAGAUAUCUACAUAGAUAUUUCUACCUAAAGAAUAUAUUGUAUUUUGCAAACGGUGUAUGUUUGUUUUCUUCCCUUGUCAGCCUGAAACCUUUAAAAUGAGUCUGAGCUACUUACCUUGUAAUUGAUUGUGUCAUUUGUACCUAAUGUAUGAUAAUGCAAAUUAAAAAAAGGAAAAUGA